Messenger RNA from Nasonia vitripennis (jewel wasp), 5479 nucleotides. RefSeq lists its product as uncharacterized. Bases 349 to 1080 code for a protein of 243 amino acids. The transcript is spliced from 3 exons. The record is from RefSeq and is a predicted model, not a curated record. NCBI's taxonomy places the organism in Eukaryota, Metazoa, Arthropoda, Insecta, Hymenoptera, Pteromalidae.
GCGCUCGCGCCAGUACAGCGGCAGAGUGCUCGGUGGCUUCGUCGUGUCCGCAUAUACAAGCCCCUUUACCGUCCAAAAAAGAAAGAAAAAUAAAGAACUCGCUCGCGCGUUUCUCUCCUUUUUUCUACUGUACACACACGGGGGCAAAUACGCAGCGCAAGUAGUACGAGUCAGUGAGCGCGCGCAGUGUGCCGGAGAGUGCUUUUUUUAUACCCAGUAUAAAAGUGCGAGCUUUUAGGAGAGAGAGAGAGAGAGAGAGAGAGAAGCGCAACUGGUGUUGACGCUCUUGGUGAUCUUUCGCAGCAUCGAGGGAGAGAUAGAGAGUGAGGGUAUUCGAGUGAGGAUACGAUGACGAUGAAGUGGUGCGCGAUUGUGUGCGGGAUCGUGGGGAUGCUGCAGGCUGGUGCCUUAGGAGCCGUCGCCGAGGACGCGAUGCUCAACCAGUGCAGCGAGCUCAAGGCUCAGGAACAUCUGGAUCUUACAGAGGUAAUGGGCAAGUGGUACGUCGUGGAAGUAAUCGAGCACAGGAACGAGCAGAGACAAGGAGCAGCGGCGGCCGGGAGCAGCGGAGGCACGUUUGCCACAUCCAUGGUGAAAAUCGAUGCCUGUCCCAUUGUCAAGCUGAGGUCGAUCGAGAGGCCCGGUGGACCGCCUCGAUUCAGUCUUCUCUGGGAGGAGAACGCGGGUACCCUCGAGUACACAUUUUGGGUGUCCCCCAGCCGGGGACGCGGAGUUUGGAACUCUGACGUUAUACAGAACGGUACACUAGCCGACAAGCCCACGUACAAGCAGUUCGUCGGCACGGUCCACGUGAUGAAGGCCGUGGCGUCGCACAUGGUACUGACCUUCUGCACGCGAGACACCCAAGGCCAGCGUUUCUCCGUCCUGGUGGCUCGGGAGCACAAGCUCCCCAAGAUUGAGCUUCAAGGCGUCCACAAGCUCCUCGAGCGGCGCAAGCUCCAGCUGCUCAACAUUCGCGAGAGCUGCACCAACGGCUCGGCGGGUCCGAGUCUCCUCGGCUCGUCCCUCGUCCUCCUCGGCCUCGUCUACGCGGUGCUUAGGAACAACGUAGGGUAUUAAGUUACGCGUGGCUGUUAUUGUGUUAUACAGUCGCGAGGAAAAUGUUCAUUCUCGAUUCGCAGCUUUCGUUGUUAUCGUCGUCGUUGUUUUUUCUUUCCGGGGGAAAUUCGAACUCGCGGAUAUUUAUUCUCGGUUUUUGCUGUUGAGUGGCGUGGAUAUUCGAAUUCGAGGGAGGAUUUUCAUUCGUAGAGGGGGAGAGAGUUUUGUAAAUGGUCGCAGCCGAUUUUCAUUUCUAUAUAGGCUAAAUGUCGCGCGUGUCGCGGGAAAAUUCUGUGAAUUUUCGCGACAGCCCGGCUACCCGGUAUAACGAUGAUAAUGAUCACUGGAAAUGCGGAAGCGAGAGAGGGAGAGGGUAAAACAUUGAAAUUUAUCGGAAAAUCAUGCAGACGGCUCGAAUGCGGGCUCGUUUAGAAAAGUAAUCGAUUUUAAAAUUAAGGUUUCACAGGCGUUUAGUAGUGAAAAUACGUAUAUGAAUAUAACUGAAAAUACAUAGUGAGGACUUGACGAUAUUAGGUCGGCUAAUAUCGCGUCUCUGUACGUGUGUUGUUAGAGCUUUGAAGAGGGGAGAGUUUUUCGGAUGCCAGAGAGGUUGGGGUUGCUCUCUCGCAAAAGAGUUAUAAAGCUCCGUUAUUUACGAUUUUAAUCUGGAAGUGUGUGCGUCGCCCGCUCUUUUUGCGUCCGGCUGUGGCAGUUAUGUGUCUCUCUGUCGCGGUAAUUUGUUUUUGUUAUUGAAACGCUCUUUUGAAAGUAUAUACUCUUGGAAAAAUUUGAUAAAACGUUUAUACGCGGUGAAGCUUUCUCUCGUUUACACAAAAGCGACCGAUAUUUCUACCUACAAUUAUUAUGUUGACCAAAAGGAUACACACUUAGCAAUGAAUGAAAACUAUCUUAUUAAUAUCAAGAGCCCAAAGAAAAGAACCAAAGCCGAAGAAGCGGAUGCUGUGCCGGUAAAUAAUUCUGUAAACGCAACCGUAACGUCUCUCGUACUUAAAAAAUGGACUUUCCGCUCGUGGCACGUAUCAAAGAAAGAGUUUCUUGCUGGCACACGCGAAAGAGAGAGAGAGAGAGAGAGAGAGAGAGAGAGAGAGAAAAUGGAAAAUUCCCCGGCGUCUACUUCGACGAGGCGACAAAGCGACGACAGAUGGAACGCGAUCGAGCUUGCAAGAUCCCCAGACUUUUUCGUCCCUCGCUCACUCUUUCUCGAAGCCAAAGCAAAGAUGCCGGGAAGAACACGCGCGAGAAAUGAGCUACGGAGGAGAAAAAAACAGAGCAGGCUACUAGUGGCAGCGAUUUAUCGAGCGACGUAACAAGAGCGCCUUGAGGCGUUUUCAAUAUUCCGUAAUUUUAUAUUCUCCAGCGGAGAGGGCGAAAAAGGGUUGAAUUAUUAUGCCCCGAGAUAUGAAAGGCGAAUUUUUUACACGCAACUUUUACACACAGUUUGCACGCACUCAAUAUUUGGCCGCGCCGGUGUGACGGUAUUUUUUACGAGUGUUGACUGCUCCGAUUUUUUAUUCUUCUCCAUUUUACCGACCAAAAAGCGCGUUUUAGGUUUUUUAGAUGCUUUAAAGGACGGAUUUGAGAGCGAACUCGAAAUCACAAUGACGCCCUUUCGAUAAUACAUAUCAUCUUUGGAUUUUGUAAAAGAGUACAAAUACAAUCUUCGAUGCAGACUAGUUUCAGUUUGAAUAACAGAUUACACAACAGCUUCUGCAUUCGUAACGUGAUAUAUCGGAAAAUUCGCUCCCAACGAUCAGGAGUUUCUUCGUAUAAAAUAUGGACGAUAUAUAGCCGAAUAUCGAUAAAACAAAAGUAUACGCGAGGUCCAUAGUAAAUUUACAACGGUAACCAAAUUGUUGUGCACAACGAAUGGAAUCGAUACCGAACCAUCAGAUAAGUGCAGUCGCAAAAUAUUAGCCGGUUAAAAGAUUUUCUACGCAACAAAUAUUUCAAUCUCUAUUGAUUUCGAGCGCUCUUAAAUCAGAACUGACGUAUACGGUAAAAAUUUGAAAACCGUCUGCACUUGACGUUUAGCUUUUACCUACCAACCUUACUGCCUAUACGUCGAGCGAACUAUUUCGCGUUUGUGGAAAGGAAAACAAGCCUGUCGCGCAUUUUAAAUCUUUACUCCUUGACAACGGUUUAAAGUGCUUUUAUUGUCCAUGUUCGGAAUUGAUAUCGAGAGGAUUUUUUAAAAAUAAUCAAGAUUCUAGCUUCAUUCAAAAUUGUAAAGAAAAUAGAGAAAUCAUACGAAAAAUAAAAUAGGAUACAUACUCAUAGUCAUCGUGUCUCAUUUAAGUUUCAUGUGUGAGGCUCUUUUAGUCAACCAGAGCUUUGGCCAUAAUAGCUAUAAGUGUCUUCUUAUUUAUACACUAUUGUACAAAUCUUAUUUAUAAGAUCAUCAGUCGACAACGUAUAAAAAAAUCACGCAUAAUUUAGCAUACUCUCGCUGAAUGCAAUUGUUGUCUUUGCAUAGUUUUUAAACUAAUCAAUGAAUAUAGCACCACAUAUACUGGUCGAUAAAAAUCAAAAGUACUUUUAAAGAAUGUGGCACCAUUCGUCAAGAUGCCAAACUUAGAAAUCGCAGGGAGAUGUGUUAUGGUCGUAGAAAUUAUAUUUUAAAUUGAAUAGUCUAUCUAAAUAGUUUGAAUAACUGAGUAAUUUGUUUUUAAAUAAUUGAAUUCUGCGGCUCCUCCAUUGUAGAAUCAUCAAAUAUUAUACGUUAAAACAUAGAUUGAAAAUAACCCCGUUUAUUAUUCAAACCAUUUAGAGCUACUCUCUCGUCAUACUUUAAUCGAGAGUUUAAUCGACAAAAGCGAAUUACCAGCAUUAAAAUAAAAGCGGUAUACCAGAGUAAUUUACCAACGUCGUAAUAACACAUAUUAUGGAGGAAGAUCAACGCAGGGAACCUUUGCCAUACUACGUUAUCCCAUAAAAAAGUUAAUUUCCCCAACAAAGCCGUUGUCCACUUCCAUAUCAAGCACACGCAAAGUUAACGAAGAGAGGACCGCGCGCGGGGGGCCAUUUGUUACAAUAUAACUUUAUAGGAGGCGGUCCGGACGUUGUACAAAUGAGAGCCGGCAAAACUAGAUUCGGUUUUUCCCGGCUACUCGUCGUUGAUCGAUGAACGUCUUUUUCCCUCUCGUCCCACCUUCCCCCGAGGAACCGACGGUCCUCCUUUAAAAUUCCCGUUUUUCCUCGAUCCGCGUGCGCGGCGCUUUCUAGCGUUCACUCCUUUGUUUUCACCUCGUCGAUCUUUCUCCGGUCCAUAUAGUCCCGGCGAUCGACCGACACUAGACGUAUAAGUCGUCGUCGUCGUCGCUCUCCUCCUAUCACACGCUGUGUAGUGCGCGUAUUAUACAUACACGGACAUACUCUAGGAAUAAUUACAUUAUUGUAUCGUCGUGUGAGCGAGAAGAAUUGAGAGAGAGGGAGAGAGAAAGCUGUCUUGUUUGAUGAUAAGGACUGCGCUUACACCGGACGCUGAUAAGGUAUAUAAAGGGUGUCGUGCUGAGCUUGUCAACGAUGUUUUUGUACGAUUAUAUUGUAUUGUUGAAGAUUCGGAUUGUAUUUCGUUUGGAUUCGUCUGAUAGGUGUAUAGGUCCAAUUUAACGUGUGUUCAAAGAUUUAUUAUACGAUUCGUUGUUGAUAUAACAGAUGAAACAAUUAAAGUGAGAUGAUAAUUUUCCCGUUUUUGCAUUAGACCAUGACAAUAAAAUUAUAACAGUGUUGAAUUGUAAUCUCUGGUAUGGAAAAUUCAUCGUCAAAAGUACAUUGUAUUCAAGAGUCCAAAUGUUAAAAUUACGUAUAUACCAAAGAAACUAUUGUUUAUUAUUGAAAUGCAUCAAUUAUACAUAUAUACGAAAAUUGUUGACUGUAUGAGAACUUGCAAUUUGUAAGAUUCUAUUAUGCUCUCUCUCUAUAUAUAUAUAUGUAUAUGAAGGACUAACCAAAUAUUAAUUAUACUCUGAAAGAAGCCCUGAUCGGAAAAAGUUAUUUAUGCAACUUUAUUGUAUACCCAAAUAUUAUAUAAUAAAUUAUUAUAUGUCACAUGGUCAUCACUAUACCAAGUAAGUUGAUUUAUCUGUGAAUGAUAAAUAAUUUUUUCCAGGGUCGUAUAAUAUGCUUGUUAUUUGUUCGAAUCGCGAUUCAUCCGUAGAACGAAUUGAAAAUUCUUGUAAAGAUAAUGAUGUCCAGUGCAAGGGCAGUCGGAAUCGGAUUAUAUCGAAUUUCCGAGGGACGAUGCCUGCGUAUAAAGUUAUGUUUUUCAUCGAUUGAAAGUGUUUAUUUAUUGUACAAAUGCUCCACCGUACAUAACUUAGUACUUUGGUAUGUAUAUCUUUGUAUGCUUAAUAAGUGUAUAAAAACUGCAGAACAAUAAAGGGGUGAUUGUGAUGUUUAA